AGUCAAAUUAUAUUUUAAAUUAUACAAAGAUUUCAAAAUUAUUAUUCAACACCGAUUUUUUAACUUUUUGAUAACAUGGAUUGGCCAAGUAAAAAUGUUCCACGAGGAGGUUUUUUACAACCUGCAAGGUGUACUUACAACCCUGAGACUCACCAGUUUCUUAAACAACUAUUACAAGAAAGCAAAAUGACAAUGACACAAAACAAGAAAAAUAAUUAUUUCUUAAGGAAUGGUGAACCCUUUCCGACACAAACCAGAAGCCAUUCCCAUAUUCCUCAGAUAUCUAUCAGACCUGGAAGCUCCAAGAAACGUUCAAGAGAAACUAUAAUGAACUCAGGAGUAUACGAAAGAGAACAAUUUUUUCCAAAACCUAUUUUAUUUGACCGAGAGAAGGAAAAAGAAAAACUACAGAAUCAAAUGGCAUAUAAAGCAGACAUUGUCGUAAAUCAGAAGAAAGUUAUAGAGAAAAAGAUUUGCCAGGAUAAUAAAGAAGAAAUUAAUCGCUUUGAUCAGUUGGUGCAAGAGAUAAGAGAUCGAGAAGAGUGGUUGAAAGAAAUGGAAAGUUUGGGACAAGGAGAGAAAUACAGACAAAUAAUAGAAUUACAAAUUCAAGAAAAAGUGCGUGAAAUGAACAGAAUGAAAUGUUCAAAUUAAUGUUUAUUAUUAAUUUGAACUGUUUAUUAGAUCUAGUAGCAUAUGUUAUAUGUAUAAUAAAUAUACUGAUUUCUAUUUAUUAGUAAUC
Molecule: messenger RNA, 742 nt
Organism: Diabrotica balteata
Lineage: Eukaryota; Metazoa; Arthropoda; Insecta; Coleoptera; Chrysomelidae
Source: the annotation of a GenBank genome assembly